This is a messenger RNA of Trachymyrmex septentrionalis, 1134 nucleotides long. Its product is annotated as aminopeptidase Q-like. Gene Ontology annotation, cellular component: cytoplasm. NCBI's taxonomy places the organism in Eukaryota, Metazoa, Arthropoda, Insecta, Hymenoptera, Formicidae. The transcript has 4 exons. Gene Ontology annotation, molecular function: metalloaminopeptidase activity; zinc ion binding; peptide binding. The annotation marks the transcript as partial. Gene Ontology annotation, biological process: peptide catabolic process; proteolysis. The record is from RefSeq and is a predicted model, not a curated record.
AUGGAUACAUGGAUGAAUCAAAAGAGUUAUCCCGAAGUGCAUGUGAUAAAAAAUUACAAAACCGGCAAAAUAAUAAUAUCUCAAAGAUGUGUUUGCGGGCAUGAAACUAAUAACAAAUGGUGGAUACCCAUAACGUUUGCCACGCAGUCCAAUCCAAAUUUCUCCAGCGCUGUGCCCAGAUAUUGGUUACAACCAGAUCAAAAUGUAAUGUUUACAAUUGAUCCAAAUGAUUGGAUUAUUGUUAAUAUACAACAAACUGAAUUAGAAUUAAAUGAAAUAGCGACAACGUUGAUUAAUGACUACGGUACAGUUUAUAAACCAAUAAAACAUUCCCAUGACAAUCAAACGGAUAUCUUGACACUCAAUUUCAAAGAUGCAUUAUCACCCGCCUUUUACACUCUUAACAUGAAAUUUGCCGGUACAAUACCAAACAAUAGUUUUUUGGAAAGUGGUUUUAUGAUAUUUCCGUAUACAAAUAGAGGAAAAAAAAAUAUAAUGGUUGCAACGUAUUCAGAACCGAAAGGAGCUAGACGAAUGUUUCCGUGUUGGGACGAACCCGCGUUAAAAGCCAUCUUUAAUAUUUCUGUAAUGCAUCAUGUGGAAUAUCUGGCAUUAUCAAAUAUGCCUCUAGUACAAAGAAAACUUUUUGAAAAUGAUAUGAUGUGUUCGUAUUUCGACAUUUCUCCAAUAAUGUCCACUUACCUUAUAGAGAUUAUCGUAAUCCCCAUGAUUGAUUUUCACCAUCUUUCCAACGAGAAAGGAACCAUCAAUGUGUGGUGCAGAUCGUCUUUGGUAUGGCAAAUAACAUUUGUGUUUAAUAUUACUGAAAUGAUCACGCCAUUCUUGAUCCAAUACACCAAUAGUUCCGAAAAGAUACCGAAAAUGGAUCACUUUAUCAUACCAAAUUUUCCGGUUCAUGGUAUGGAACACUGGGGACUCAUCACAUACAAUGAAUCAUCAGUUAUUUACGAUGCUAGCAAAUAUCCAACAUAUAAAAAAGCGCAAAUAGCAGCGAUAGUAGCACAUGAAAUUGCACUUCAAUGGUUUGGUAAUUUGGUCACACCGUCUUGGUGGUCUUACUAUUGGUUAAAAGAGGGACUUGCUUCGUUCUUCCAUACGUACAUCAUUGACAAG